AUGUCCUACUCAACACGCUUCCUCUAUAGCAUCUCAGCAGCAUUGAUAUUCCUUCUUUUCGUCACUAUCGGUGUCGUAUUCAAUUCAGUGGGCAACUGGAGCAGCCUCUCACAACCCUUCCAGUUCCAUGUUUGUGCCAGCGAGCCUCCUCCCCCACCUCCAGUCAUUCGCAAAUUCCAGCCAUUGACCUCGAAAACCUCAUGGGAAUCACUUCUUCUCCCCCAAAAUGGCGGCAUCCUCAAGGUCCGAACAAGCAAUAACACCGUAACCGACUACGGGAUCUCCAUGUUCCACCAGCUCCACUGUCUGACGGUUCUUCGUGGGCUGAUAUUCCCUGAGACGACCCAUCAUCACGGAAGGCCCACAACAUCACCUUCACACUCGGGCGAUGCUCAUGAAGACGCUGUGCAUUGGGAGCAUUGCUUCGAUUACAUUGCACAGGUGAGUUGCUUUGGGAAGGCUAUAAUCUGUGCGGCAGACGACACUAUCGAGCCGCCUCGCUCGGCUGUCGAUGAAGAUGGAAAACGCGUCUUGAUUAUCGAUGGGUUGGGACAUCCGCAUCAGUGCAGAGACUCGGAGUUGUUAUGGAGGGCUGUCCAAGAUAGUGAAGUUCAUCCUGUUGAGCUUGCUCGAGUAAAGGGCACAGUUAGCUACAGUGAGAUUCUGCUCGAUAAUUGAUUAUCAGACAUGUCGGGAUAUCUGUAUGAUAUAUAAGUCUGCCUAGUAGAAGGUGAAUGGCUAGGGUUUCAGGCCGCGUCCAGGCGUCCAGGCAGCCACGCGCUUGCGUCGAUUGACCAGGGACCCCGGUCAGUCACAUGUCCAGCUUAUCUCUCCUUCUCGCCAUCAACUUCCAAU
Molecule: messenger RNA, 855 nt
Organism: Aspergillus uvarum CBS 121591
Lineage: Eukaryota; Fungi; Ascomycota; Eurotiomycetes; Eurotiales; Aspergillaceae
Exons: 2
Coding region: 1-678 (225 amino acids)
Biological process (GO): mycotoxin biosynthetic process
Source: RefSeq, a predicted model, not a curated record